UCCUCAUCUCAAAGUCUCUCAAACAUUGUGGUGAACAAAGAAAAAAAAAAAAAAGAAAAAAAAACUUUUAUCGAAAGCAAAAAAGAAAGAUGGGUCUGAGCCGUUUUGCGAUUUCAAAUGCAACAAAGCAGAUAUUGAAACUAAACUCAUUGGCGAACAAAAACCGAACAUCAUCAUCAUCAUCAUCGGAUCAUGUUCCUAAAGGACACGUAGCAGUUUACGUAGGAGAACAGAUUGAGAUGGAGAAGAGGAGAUUCGUGGUUCCAAUAUCGUUUCUGAAUCAUCCUUCCUUUAGAGAGUUCCUUAGUCGAGCAGAGGAAGAGUUUGGAUUCAAUCAUCCAAUGGGAGGCUUGACCAUUCCAUGUAGAGAGGAAGUGUUUCUUGAUCUCAUCGCUUCUCGGUUACAAUAAGAAAAAGUUGGAUCCGGUUUAGGAGAAUUGUAUUUAUAGAAAUCUUGAGAUUGAGAAUGUAUCUUUUCAUCCUGUUUCUUCCCAUGUAUCUUUUUAAAUCAUGGAGGAUAAGAAGAACUGAUACAUCUCUAUGUUUUAGCUAAUAAUAUUUUGACCCUUUCACAAUU
Molecule: messenger RNA, 577 nt
Organism: Camelina sativa (false flax)
Lineage: Eukaryota; Viridiplantae; Streptophyta; Magnoliopsida; Brassicales; Brassicaceae
Product: auxin-responsive protein SAUR21-like
Biological process (GO): response to auxin
Source: RefSeq, a predicted model, not a curated record